AACAAGCCCGGAUCAUAAAAUCGAGAAUAAUAAAUAGCCAGCUAAAAAAGCUUCUUGAAAAAUGCAGAUCAAAGUGGAAAACGAAAAUGCAAACGGAUCAUCUCAAGAAAUCUGCGAAGAAGAAGAAGUGCCCUUACUUGCGUACAAAGGCAUACCCGAAGUGCAGAGAAACCCAAUCCAGCAAGCCAUUAGCGAGACGUUUGCAAGCACUGCCCACCUAGCCAACCUUCUGCCAACUGGCUCAGUGCUCGCCUUUCAGCUUUUAUCCCCGAUAUUCUCGAAUCAAGGACAGUGCGACUCAGUGAGUCGAUUCUUGACUGGUGGGCUGGUGGCACUCUGUGGACUGUCUUGUAUUUUGUUGAGCUUUACAGAUAGCUUCAACGACCAAAAGGGGAAUAUAUAUUACGGUUUCGCCACGUUUCGUGGCUUGUGGAUCAUAGAUGGAUCGGCAACUUUACCUCCGGAGGUUUCAGCAAAGUACAAGCUAAAAUUUAUCGAUUUCGUCCACUCGUUGAUGUCGAUAUUGGUUUUUGCAGCCAUUGCACUGUUUGACGAGAAUGUGGUGAACUGCUUUUAUCCGGAACCUUCAACUGGAGUGAAAGAGGUCCUCACAGCAAUGCCGGUUGGAAUUGGAGUAACCUGCAGUAUGCUGUUUGUUGUUUUCCCCACUAAACGACAUGGCAUCGGUUUUCCAGUCACUGCCAGUUGAAACCCUGUCAAUCAGUACUAUUCAAAUUUGAUUCAAAGAUGCUUUUGUUUCGUGUAAUGGAUUAAUAUUUCAUCUUAUUCGUGAUUAAUGUUAUUGCUUCCUGUCUGUAGUGUAACCACGCUGAACGGAACCUGCAAAAAUGAUAUCGAAUGAUUGUCA
This is a messenger RNA of Erythranthe guttata (spotted monkey flower), 868 nucleotides long. Its product is annotated as transmembrane protein, putative (DUF679). Gene Ontology annotation, biological process: endomembrane system organization. The record is from RefSeq and is a predicted model, not a curated record. Lineage: Eukaryota; Viridiplantae; Streptophyta; Magnoliopsida; Lamiales; Phrymaceae.